UCGGGGGCAAGACCCCAAAACCACCUUUUCCCCAAACCUUUUUACUUUUGUCUACCUAAUUCCCUUUCACACUUCGCCCACAUGUCGACGGUCGGCCCCGAGUCGUUUCCCAAGAUGGAGCACAUCCACGGUGUAGACGUCAGUUGGAUGACACACGGGAAUCCCAAAGACAAGAUUGCCAGGCGAGCUUCUCUGUCCAAAACAUUAUCGCAACAGGCGCUCGACAUUCCCUACUCUGCUUCUCCCGGCACUUCGACUCCAGAAUUUGCCCCAGCGUCGGCACCAACAGCAAUCAAUGGCUUCAGGACAGACACGUUCAGUGCGCCAUCGAGCACACAAAACACGACAUCCUCCGCCACAACAUCCUCCGCCACAACAUCCACCACAACUGCGAAACCGAUCCCAAUAGGAGGACCAUCGCCCGCCGGACCGGGAUUCACGAGAACUGGUUCGGACGAAGGAAAGACCCCGCCAAUCGGCGUCUCCCCACGAAGAAGGAACUCGUGGUUCUCCAACAUCGCCUCCAAGCUCUCGUCCGCAAACGGUGCCGCUCAAAGUCCGCCUCAAACUAAUCCAACAUCUCCCAAGAACGCCGAGUUCUCCGUGCCCAAGGUCAAUCCUGCUAAGAACGCUGUCCUUCAGCACGCCACAAAACACGAAGGCGACGGUCCCUAUAUCCCAGCCCCGCCCGGUCACGCUCAGGGCGGCGUCUUCCACAUUUUCCGAAGGCUAUCAACGUCAAACGGAACACUGGGUUCCAACGGAACGAAGGGGCAUAAUCACGGCUUGGUGGAGCGAAGAGUUUUGAAUGUCGAUCAUCACAGGGAACGAUGUGACAUCAACGGUCUAAAUCAGGCUAAACUUCGGAGAGUUGCCUUCUGCGUCGACGUCGAGAUUGCGCCCAUGCCACGAUACGGAGACGAUGCAGCAAAAAAGAUAAAUGCAAAGCCCCAAGUGGUAACUACCCACGUAGCACCAGAUGGCACAAUCAUGGUUACCAACAGGAAAGAGGAGAACAGCAAGGAAGCAGAGGCAACAGCAGCCGCCAAGGCCGCUGCGGAAACGAGGAAAAAGGAAAAGAAGAAGAAGAGUGAAGAGGAGAGAAAGGCUAGGAAAGAGAAGAAGCGAAAGCUGGCCGAGGCGAACGGCACCAUCCCAAUGGAAAUCCACGUCGAUAGCGAUUCCUCCGAUGACGGUGGUAGCACCGCGCAGCCGCAGCCGCAGCCGCAGCAGCAACAGCCCGAGUCCUCCAGUCGCCGGACGCAAUCGAUGCCGACUACGAACCCCGUCAGGAUAUACCGGCGUUGUUGUCAGCUACGCGAGACGCCAAUCCUCAAGAGGAUUACCGAGCAACUCAUGGACCCCGCAAACAUGGCACCCGAGAAGGGAGUGGUCGAGAAGCUGGACCUUACCGGAUAUUGGCUGCAGCUACCCGACCUGGUAACACUCGGCGAUUAUCUGGCCGUAGUCCCGAUCAAGGAGGUGAUCUUGGACAACUGUGGUCUGAGUGAUGAGGGCCUCCGUGUUAUUCUCGCCGGUCUGUUGGCUGCCAGGAAGAACUCGUUUAAGCGACGAAAGCAGCCUACCGGACCCGAUGGGCCAACACCACAAGGUGGCGUUGUCGAGAGGCUUAUUCUGAAAAAUAACAAGAUCGGGGCUGAGGGAUGGAAGCAUAUUUGCCUAUUCGUUUACCUUUGCCACACCCUCAAGGUUCUGGAUCUCUCUCAGGUUCCUUUUCCCCAGCCGACAGGGAACGAUGCGAAAAAGACUAUGGAUCUUUGCCAACUGUUUUCGAAAUCACUCGGGGAACGCCUUGGGGGGUCAACGCUUACUCUCUUGAGCUUGGGUGAAAGUGGAAUUACUACAGAGCAGCUUGGGUUGGUCAUGGACGGGGUCCUCAAGUGCGGCAUCAAGAAGAUUGUCCUUGCAAACAACGACAUCACAGAUCAGGGCCUGGCUCACGUCAAGAGGUUUUUGGCGACGCCGACUUGUGAGGGUCUCGAUUUGGGCGGCAAUGACCUGCGGGGACAUAUUGACAAGCUUACGGAGGCGUUGGACCAAGAAAACUGUCCGUUGUGGGCACUCAGCUUGGCUGACUGUAACUUGACACCGGCAGCUCUGUCCCAGCUGUUGCCGACGCUGGUCAAGUUGCCCCAGCUACGAUUUAUCGAUCUGUCCCACAACCAAGAGCUCUUCAACACCGAGCCUAGUGCGGUUGCGGUAUUGCGCAAGUACCUGCCCGCGAUGCCGUCCUUGAAGAGGAUACACCUCGUUGACUGCGCUCUCACCCCUGAGCAAGUCAUUGCCCUUGCCGAGAUUCUGCCAGAGAUUCCUGGCCUUGCACAUGUCAGCUUGUUGGAGAACCCACAAAUCGUGGAACUGACCGAUGCAAACACGGAUGAGGCGAAGGAGUCCGCCUGUGCGCUGUUCGCGUCGUUGCUCUCUGCCGCGAGGGUCUCGCGAAGCCUCGUCGCCGUGGAUAUUGAGGUUCCUAACGAGCAGUCGAGCGAUCUAGUCAAAGCCAUGGCUAAGCAGGUCGUUGCCUACUGCCUUCGCAACAUGGGUGAGCACAUGGCUGUUGGCGAUUUCUCCUCUAUGACCGGAGGCCUACCAGACUUCCUUGCUGAGCCUGAAUACCCCGAUGUGCUUCAGCGCCUGGUUGGUGCUGAUGUCACUCAGCCCUACGACCCAGAGGAGGACUUGGACAUUGCGCCGGAUGAGGACUACGUAAUUGGUGGCACUGGUGUCGUCAAGGCGUUGAUUUGCUGCUUGGACAAUUGCGAUGAAGAACAAUCGGGCGAGUUUGUCCGCGACGUCGAGACCGGCCAUGUGCACACUAAGCCUCACGCCCCCGUCGGCAAGGCCAAGGAGACUUCCAAGCACCUGCUGCUCAGCGCAAGAAAGAUCCGCACCAGGUUACAGCCCGCCAUCCAAAAGGCCAGGGACUCGCACGAAGAUACCCACGCCUACCACCGUCUCAUCUUCCUCGACAACACCCUCAAGGGCAUCAUCAAGCGCUUCGAGGACGAGUUCCCCGACACCAAGGAAGUUCCCGCCUCCACCACCGCCGCCGAUUCCGCCUCCUUCAUCUCCUCCGGCUCCUCCUUCACCACCUACCCCUACGACGACGCCGAGAAGCUUCUGGGAACCUCCAUCUCCUCCAUUGACCUCGCCCCUUUCGCCUCCAUCUGGGGCGACGACGCCGACGACGCCGAAGCCGCACAAGCCGCCGCCUUUGGCAUCAAACCCCGCGGCCUGGUCCGCUCCAACUCCACCCUUUCUCUGUCAUCCCGCGCUCUGGCCGACGAAGAAGCCCGCGUCCUCCGUGCCGGCCACAAGUUCCGCUCCGGCAUCGUCAAGCCCGAGCACUACAUGCUCCUAAACUACAGCAUAGAAAUGAUCGGCGCGGACCCGAACCACGCCCGCCUCCUGCACGAACUGUUCGACGAGCUCGAUGACGACGAGUACACCAAGAUGGUGGACGAGCGCGGCGCCGUGGAGGUGUUUAUCGAGAACAAGGAGGACGUGGUGCGCAAGAUGAGGGAGCUGGACCCGGCGCAUUGGGAUCGGUUCGUGGAGAGCCAGGAGAUGGCGAGGAAGAAUGUCGAGGCCCCUGUUCAGGGGAAUGCUGUGUUGGCGGAUAAGUGCGAGGCGAAUAUGAAGAGUUUGAAUGCGGCUGGGACGGGGGCGCAGGGGACGUCGGAGUUGACGAUGAGGUUGAAGGGAGAGAAGGUUGCUGAGGCUAAGGUUGCUGAGGCUGGUGGUGCUGCUGAGCAGAAGUAAGGGUGUUUAAUUACGGAGUUGUUAACAAGGAUGGGAGGGGGAGGUGAUUAUUGCUGUCGGUUUAAAGGCGGACGGGUGUUGGGAAGCAAGCACAUGCGGGCGUUUUUUGGUGCCGGUUGGAGUUGUUGGUUCCUUUGUUACAAAUGGGAGGUUCUCUGUCAGUAAAAAGACAACACUUUUUUGUUUUGUGAGGUAUUUGGUUGUUUUUAUUUAUGGAGCUGCUAUCGAGCUUAUGUCGUAGCUAUCAAGCAACAACAGCAU
Molecule: messenger RNA, 4044 nt
Organism: Neurospora tetraspora
Lineage: Eukaryota; Fungi; Ascomycota; Sordariomycetes; Sordariales; Sordariaceae
Exons: 3
Coding region: 82-3783 (1233 amino acids)
Biological process (GO): cell migration; regulation of Arp2/3 complex-mediated actin nucleation
Cellular component (GO): lamellipodium; plasma membrane
Source: RefSeq, a predicted model, not a curated record